Molecule: messenger RNA, 1730 nt
Organism: Diabrotica balteata
Lineage: Eukaryota; Metazoa; Arthropoda; Insecta; Coleoptera; Chrysomelidae
Source: the annotation of a GenBank genome assembly
UAUAUUUCUGUAAAGUUGUCUAUUAAUAUUGUGUGGCUUUUGUUGAGGUGUCUCAAUGACAGUAGAUGUAGAUAAUGCACAAAAUAACCAAGGGAUUAAAAAAGAAGAAAAAAGGGAAAAAAUCUAAAAAAGGGGAAGAGGAACUAUUCAAACCAGAAGAAUUAGAAAACUACCGCAAGGAACACCAAGGUACUAGCGAAGAACCUGCAGGACAAAACGAAGAGUGGAAAAAAUUCUUAGCUCUCACUUCCGGUGUCGAUGAUAUAUUAAAAAAGACACAGGGCGACUUAGAUCGUAUCAAAAGUACUUCGUUUUUUCAGAGAAAGCCCACUGAGAGUGAAGUAAGAAAAGUAGAAGAGGAAAAAUUAGCACAGGAACAGAAAGCCGAAGAAGCUAAGAGAGAAUUAGAGCCACCCACUCCGUCACAGUUAGGUAUCAGUAGAAUACCCAAAUAUGCUUGUACCCCACGCUGCCGACUUAAACUAGCAUACAUUCCGGAGUCACCAACUCUUCCAAACGACGGUGACGAUCCUUUCGACACAUCAGCAGCUGAGAAAGCAAUUCUAGGACCCGAAUUCGAGAGGAAAGGCAAGAAACUCGUUCCGCUUGGAGCUGCUGUUGAAGUUCUAACAGGACGUGUGCAGUUGCCGACUUGUGCCACCAAAAGACCAACACCAAACAAGAGGCAGAUUCUAAAAGAGAAGGAUUUGCUGUUACAAAGCUUCGACGAAAAUAUUCCAGUAUCUGCAGUUGUUGCUGAUGAAAGUGGUUUAAACUUAAUCAAACCAGAGGACCGUGAUCUACUUGGAGGAAGCCACAGCGAUCUCGCCAAUAGCGUUUCAAUAUCAAAAACCGCAUUUAAACCUGUAACAGAGAUAAAAGUACUAGAUAAUGAGAGUGACGAUGAGUUUGAUCCAAGAGCUGAGGAACAACCGCGAUCGAGAACCGUCUCCCGACCAGAUGUGCUGAAUAUAACAGGAUCAAAGACUGUAUCUUUUGAUCUGCCGUCACCAGAUCUUAAUACUCUUAAUACAGAGUCAAAAAUAAUAAAACCUUUGACACCGUUUUAUACACGAAAAGUAUCGAUACCUGAAGUGCCAAUUUCUGAAGAUCCUUUUGAUACUUCUUUUGCGUCUAACGUGACACCAGGAAAAAUCGAGCUGCGAUUAAUCGAAAACGAGUUAUUUGAUCCAAAUUUAGAAAAGAAAUUGAGUAUAAAUGAUAAUAAUUUUAAUCCAAGAGACGAAGCGCAGUCAAAAGUCGACAAAGUUGUAAACACUAUAAAGGAAAUCUCCAAACCGAAACCACCAAGUACCUCUGAAUCUAUCGAUAUAGAUCUCCUGGCAAUCGACAAUGAUAUACCAGUAAAAGUUUUAACACCUGGUGCAUCAAUAGAACAGACAGAAGAACUAUCUUAUUGUGAUCCUUUUGAUACAUCUAUUGCGUCAAAUAUCCUACCAGGAAGAGUUGAACUAAAGCUUUUAGAAAGUGAAUUGAUACCGUCAGUUACUAGUUCUAGUACCAUCGUAAAUAAAGACUUAUUGAUUCACGAUGCCGACGAAGUAAUAGAAAAGCCUCUUUCUCCUUCUGCACAAGUCUCUUCAACUGUAGUAUUCGAUACAUUUGACGAAACCUACGAUCCCUUCGACACUAGUUGUGCUUUGGAUAUACAACCUGGACGAGCUGAAUUGAAAGUGCUAGAAUCAGAAUUCAUUCACAAUGGCUGCUAA